AAUUGAAUAAUCCUCGGCCGAUUCCAGGAAUUUAUUGUGUCAGUUCCCGACAAUGAAGCGUAUUUGCUGUAUCCGCACUACAUUACCCACAAUCCUCUGGUAACGUUAUGUGCGUCUGGGUGUGUGAGAAAAAGAUUAAAAUUUGAUCAUCUGCAGACUUUGAUUUAGCAUCAAUGGCUGCAGCAGAUAUUUUCUACAGGGCUUUGCUGUAUUAUGAGCUGUAGUAAACCAUCGCACUUCGAUCAUUUCUCAGGAGGAUCUGUGGCAGGUGCCACUAUCACUGUACCCUCACCUGACAUCAGCAACCGGAUGAAAAUGGAAGCUAGUUUUGGAUCCACGUUUCCAGCAGUCCCUCAAGUAGCAAAAGCGGAAACUAAUUACAAACAGCACCGUAGAACCCCUUCAUCCUCCAGCACUCUGACGUACUCCGCUCGUGACGACGAUGAUGGCAUGCUGCCCAUUAGUACCCCUCGUCGCUCAGACUCUGCCAUCUCGGUUCGCUCUCUGCACUCCGAGUCCAACAUGUCGCUGCGCUCUACCUUCUCCCUGCACGAGGAAGAGGAAGACACAGAGCCACAGGUGUUUGCGGAGCAGCCCUCAGUCAAGCUUUGUUGCCAGCUGUGCUGCAGCGUGUUCAAGGACCCCGUCAUCACCACCUGCGGACACACAUUCUGCAGGCGAUGUGCCUUGACCUCAGAGAAAUGCCCCGUGGACAAUUCCAAGCUCACAGUGGUCGUGAAUAACAUCGCGGUGGCCGAGCAAAUCGGAGAGCUUUUCAUCCACUGCAAGUACGGCUGUCGGCCAGCUGCCUCGGGCAAACCCGGUGCCUUUGAGGUUGACCCGCUUGGCUGUCCUUUCACCAUCAAGCUUAGCACCAGGAAAGAUCAUGAAGUAAGCUGUGACUACAGACCUGUUCGCUGUCCCAACAACCCCAACUGCCCUCCAUUGCUCACCAUGAACCUGGAGGCCCAUCUGAAAGAGUGUGAACACAUUAAGUGCCCUCACUCUAAAUAUGGUUGCACCUUCAUCGGGAAUCAGGACACGUAUGAGACGCACCUGGAGGUGUGUAAGUUCGAGGGGCUGAAGGAGUUUCUCCAGCAGACGGAUGACAGAUUCCAUGAGAUGCAGGUGACACUGGCGCAGAAGGACCAGGACAUCUCGUUCCUGCGCUCCAUGCUGGGCAAACUCUCUGAGAAACUAGACCAGCUGGAGAAGAACUUGGAACUCAAGUUCGAUGUGCUGGAUGAGAACCAGAGUAAACUCAGUGAAGAUCUGAUGGAGUUCAGACGAGAUGCUUCCAUGCUGAAUGAUGAACUGUCUCACAUCAAUGCCAGGCUCAAUAUGGGUAUACUGGGCUCCUACGACCCCCAGCAGAUCUUCAAAUGCAAGGGUACUUUUGUGGGACACCAGGGUCCAGUGUGGUGUUUGUGUGUCUACUCUACUGGUGAUCUUCUCUUUAGUGGGUCAUCAGAUAAGUCCAUCAAGGUUUGGGACACAUGCACCACAUAUAAGUGCCAGAAGACCCUUGAGGGCCAUGAUGGCAUAGUGUUGGCAUUGUGCAUUCAGGGAAACAAGCUUUACAGUGGCUCAGCUGACUGCACCAUUAUUGUUUGGGAUAUUCAGACCCUGCAGAAAGUGAACACCAUCCGGGCACAUGACAACCCAGUGUGCACUCUGGUGUCCUCACACAACAUGCUAUUCAGCGGCUCUCUCAAAGCCAUUAAGGUGUGGGAUAUUGUGGGCACAGAGCUGAAGCUAAAGAAGGAACUAACUGGUUUGAAUCACUGGGUUCGAGCUCUGGUCGCUUCUCAGAAUCAUCUGUACAGCGGGUCUUAUCAAACCAUAAAGGUUAGAAGUGAUAUUAUUGAAUACUCCAUUGCAGUCACCAAUCACCAUAUAGUUUGUGGCACCUACGAGAACCUUAUUCAUGUUUGGGACAUUGAGUCCAAAGAGCAGGUGCGGACGCUGACGGGCCACGUGGGCACAGUGUAUGCCCUGGCCGUCAUCUCAACCCCCGAUCAGACCAAAGUGUUCAGUGCCUCCUAUGAUCGCUCCCUUAGGGUGUGGAGCAUGGACAACAUGAUCUGCACCCAGACUCUGCUGCGGCACCAGGGCAGCGUGACGGCACUCGCCGUGUCCAGAGGAAGACUCUUCUCUGGAGCUGUAGACAGCACUGUAAAGGUGUGGACGUGCUAAACGUGAUCGCUAAUCAUUAUUAGUUGUCGACAUGUUGAGUAAUGUGUCUCUAAUCUCCUGGAACUCAGAAACCACAUGGACUCUGAUGCACGGACUUAUAGUAUGAAUAAUAAUAUUAUUCAAGAAAACAUUACAAGAUGCAUUGGACCAGAAAUGUUUUUAUUCUGUACCCUAUGGACUUGGGCGUCUGUCCCUUGUUAAUUUUGCAGUAAACUGUUGCUUCAUGUGCUGGAUGGAUGUUGCUCGUUUGCUUUCCUCUUACCAGACACCUCUUGACCGCAAACAGAACCUCCAAACCUUCAGUAUUUAUGAAGGCCCAGCGGACCGCCAACAUUUGUCAUAAACAUGACAACACUGUAUUUUAUGUAUUCACACACGAUCUUUUCCUAUAAAAGUAUGAUUUAGAUUUUGUAAGACUUCCAGUCUAAGGUCAUGUUCCCUGCAGUCCAUGGAAAAGUUGCUGCGUCAGUGGCCUCAGCGAUGAGUGUUGAACUUUGACCUUCAUGAGCUGCAGUCUCACGACUGAGUGAGUGCCUAAACUUCAGUCUGACGCCAGUGGAGAUGCAUGGAGCGACCAUCAUCCCAGGGCUGAAUGAAGACCUACACUACACCAACUUGGGCCUGAAACAGCAGAGCAUUGUUCUGGACAACACAGUACCCAUGUUUUUAUCUCAGAUUUGACAGUGCCAACUGAGCACCCAGAACGGCUCAGAUGUUUUCUAACUGCCUGUUGACCGAUGUGAAACCUUUGUAUGACGCUGUAAUGACCUACUCAACCAUCAUGAUUUUGUAUAAAUAAUGUGAUGUUUCCUUACCAAAGGUGCAACUGCUUCAUGCGUUCUUCCAUGUUUGCCGUGGAAGCCAGAUUUUGUCCAUGCAAAUCUAGUAAGACUUUUAUAAUGUAAUUCAUGCUAGUUACUAAAUAAUUUUGAACUGAAUAACAGUAAUUAGUUUGUGUAAAGCACUUAUUUCAUUAUCACUGAGCAUCCCGGCAUAACUUUUGAAGAGGUCAAUGGAGGGGAAAGGAACACUGUUGCAUUAAUGUGAAGUUGAGUUCCUCUCUCAGCUUAAACUGAUAAUUCGCCCAAAAAAAGAAUCAUCUAAAAUUAGUCAUCUUUUACUCAUUUACAUGUCGUCCAAAACCUGUACGACUUGCUUUCUUCUGUGGAUUAUAUUUUUUAUAAAUGUUUUUUGUCCAUACAAUGAAUACAACCUUUAUGUAAAUUGGUAAAAUGGGUAAAUUGACAGAACUUUCAUUUUUGGGUGAACUGUCCAUUUAACCUGAAGUGUGCUAGACAAGUCAAUGCUAAUCUAAGACCAAAGGCACAAAAACAGCUGCUAUUUUGGAUAUCAAAGUGCCUUUUUGUGGCAUAGAGCAACUCGAUCUAGCUCUACACAUUUAGGACAAGAUUUCAGCAGCGUUGAAUUUUUUUCCCCCUCAUUAAGCUGAGAGAGGAUAUCGGUUGGAACAGUCUCAAGCUCAUAAGUUACUUGUAUAAAAUACAUAAACUUUUAAUGCUUGUAUUGAGUGAAUUGGAGUCUUUUACUCGCACAUAGUAUGGCAUUGACUCCCUCUAGUGUCCUUAAUGCAUUUUGAGUUGAGAAAUAAACCUGCCAAGGGCUGUGUGGCCCUUUGGUACAAGCUUGUUAGUUUUUUGAGGAGUGCUUAGUAUUUUAUAUGUUAACUAAUGAAACACUAUGGUGUUGAGCAGUUUCCAGCUGGUCUUGGUGUUCAGUAAUUGGAUGGCUAUGAGAGUGUUUGUAUAUAAUGUUUAUUUAGAGCAGGUGGCUGUUGAUGCAGUCACUGCAAGCACACCACUGUUCCCAAUGCCAGUCACAGCAGGUCUCAUACAAGUCAAUGGCAGAACAGCAACACAAUAUACAGCCUGCACACACUGAGCAGUGCAGAUUUCUUUUUAUUUUUUCUCACUUUUUUUUUUAAAUGUCUCUGCAAAUAGGAUGGAAUUGAAAACAGCUUUCAUUAUUAAAUAACAUCUUGCGCCAACAAUAAGUUUGACUUCAGUGUUUUCAGAAUUUCCUUAUUUUUCAUAGUUUUUUUUUCCCCCCUCUGGCAUUAAAAAAA
Messenger RNA from Sinocyclocheilus anshuiensis, 4279 nucleotides. RefSeq names its product TNF receptor-associated factor 7 (gene traf7). Gene Ontology annotation, biological process: ribosomal large subunit assembly; Notch signaling pathway. NCBI's taxonomy places the organism in Eukaryota, Metazoa, Chordata, Actinopteri, Cypriniformes, Cyprinidae. Gene Ontology annotation, cellular component: nucleolus. Bases 214 to 2196 code for a protein of 660 amino acids. The record is from RefSeq and is a predicted model, not a curated record. The transcript has 22 exons. Gene Ontology annotation, molecular function: protein binding.